Messenger RNA from Spirodela intermedia, 2403 nucleotides. Lineage: Eukaryota; Viridiplantae; Streptophyta; Magnoliopsida; Alismatales; Araceae. The record is from the annotation of a GenBank genome assembly.
AUGUACUCUCUUCGCCGCGCCCGCGGGCCGUUCUCGUCUCACCGCCGGGAUAUUCCCUGCUUCCCCCGCCGGCCUCUCCCCCGCCCUCUUCUCUUCCCCAACUCCCUCCCCUCUGCGUCUCUUCUCUCCGGCCUCCAACCCAGAGUAGUAGAAGACGAGGAGGAAAACGACGGCGAGCUCACCUUCUCCUCCGCCGGCAGGCCCACCUUCUCCUCCGCCGGCAAGCCCACCUUCUCCUCCGCCGGCGAGCCCCCCUUCUCCUCCGCCGGCAAGCCCCCUUUCUCCUCCGCCGGCAAGCCCCCCUUCUCCACCGCCGUCGUUGUGGGCGGCCCCACGGAUUUCGUCUUCCUCGACGGUCUUCUGAAGGCAAAGCACAGCCUGAGCUCUCUGCGGCGAGCGCACGCGCGGCUCGCCGUGGGGGGGCUCCUGCGCCACCCCCACCUCGGCGCACAGCUCAUCACCGGGUAUGCCGACCUCGGCGACCUUCGCGCCGCCCGCUCCAUCUUCGAUGAGAUCCAUGGGUCCGGCUCUUUCCUCUGGAACAACAUGGCCAGAGUCUUGGCCAGGGGCGGCCACUUCCCGGCGACCCUUGAGCUCUACUCCUCCAUGCGCCAGGCCGGUGUCCCGGCGAACAACUACACGUAUCCCUUCAUCCUCAAGGCCUGCGCCUCCACGGCUGCCGUCACCACCGGCAGGUCCAUCCACGGUGAGAUGGAAAAGACCGGGUUCGCCACAGAUGCGUAUGCGGCGGCGGCUCUGCUCGACAUGUAUGCCAAGUGCGGAGAGAUCGCCGAUGGGCGCAACGUGUUCGAAGCAAUGCUGAUAAGAGAUCUGGUCAGCUGGACGGCCAUGAUCACGGCCUGUGAGCAGUCGGAGGAGCCGGAGGCGGCGCUACUGCUGUUCCGGCGGAUGCAGGAGGACGAUGGCCUCGCUGUCGACCGGGUGGCGGCGAUCAGCGUCGCCUCCGCAAUCGCCCAGCUGGGGGACGCGGCCCCGGCGGCUCGGACCCUUCACGGCCACGCCCUCCGCCGUGGUUUCCUGGAGGACGUCUCCAUGGGGAACGCCGUCCUCGGCAUGCACGCCAAAUGCGGCGACCUCGAGCUCGCCCGGCGGCUGUUUGAUGGGAUGGCGGAGCGCGACGACAUCUCGUGGAACUCCAUGCUCUCCGGCUACGCGCAGAACGGGCGCGCCGGCGAGGCCAUGGCUUUGUUCGACGAGAUGCUCGCCGCUGGGGAGGAACCCAACCCGGUGUCCCUCUUGGUGGCUGCCUCCGCCUGUGCCCAGCUGGGCUCCCUCCGGCUGACGAGGCGGCUCCACCGCGUCGUCCUCCUCCUCCUCGGCGACGGUGGCGGCGUGGAGGCGAGCGCGGAGCUGCAGAGCGCGAUCAUGGACAUGUAUGCCAAAUGCGGGGACCUGGAGUCCGCCGCAGGCAUCUUCCACCGCUGCCUCGCCGCCGGGAGGGGUGGCCACGUCAACUGCUGGAACGUGAUGAUCUCCGGAUACGGCCUUCACGGCCACGGCGAAGAAGCUCUGCGGCUCUUCCGGCGGAUGACUGGAGAAGGCCUCUCGCCAGACCACAUCACCCUCACCUCGCUGCUCUCAGCCUGCAGCCAUGCCGGGCUCGUCGAGGAGGGAAAGCAGAUCUUCCAGGAGAUGAGCGAGAAGCUGGCGAUGGCGCCCAUGGUGAAGCACUACGCCUGCGUAGUGGACAUGCUUGGCCGCGCAGGCCGCCUGGAAGAAGCGCGGGACCUCAUCGCCGGCAUGCCGGCGCCGCCCAACGACGCCGUGUGGGGGGCCCUUCUGGGCGCCUGCCGGAUCCACGGGAACAGGGAGCUGGCGGAGUUCGCUGCCGGCAACCUCCUCCACCUCGAACCGGACCACAGCGGCUACUAUGUCCUCAUGUCCAACGUCUACGCCGCCUCCACAUUGUGGCCGGAGGCGGGGAAGUUGAGAGAUCUCAUGAGGUGCAGAGGGCUGAAGAAGCCAGCGGCGUUCAGCGUGAUCGAGAUCGGCGGAGAGGUGCACGGGUUCUACACCGCCGACCAGGGCCACCCCGAGCGGGCGGCGAUCUACAGGAAGGCGGCGGCGCUGGCGGCUGAGAUGUCGGCGGCGGGACACCAGCCGGACACGUCCUGCGUCCUCCACGACGUGGAGGAGGAGGACAAGGAGACGCUGCUGGCCCUGCACAGCGAAAAACUGGCGGUCGCCUACGGCCUGAUGAGGCUGGGCGCCGCCGCCGCGGUCGCGGUCAUCCGGGUCACCGUGAACCUACGGAUCUGCAGGGACUGCCACAGCACCUUCAAGGCCCUCUCGAUGGCGAAGGGGAGGACGAUCGUCGUUCGGGACGCCAAUCGGUUCCACCACUUCGCCGGCGGGGCCUGCUCCUGCAAGGAUUACUGGUGA